Scylla paramamosain (green mud crab) is the source of this 1782-nucleotide messenger RNA. RefSeq names its product corrinoid adenosyltransferase MMAB-like. Bases 508 to 1311 code for a protein of 267 amino acids. The transcript is spliced from 8 exons. Lineage: Eukaryota; Metazoa; Arthropoda; Malacostraca; Decapoda; Portunidae. The record is from RefSeq and is a predicted model, not a curated record. Gene Ontology annotation, molecular function: corrinoid adenosyltransferase activity.
UGACACCACUAAUGGCUGCUGAUCAGACAGAAAAAGAAGUGUUAGCAUUAUCAUCAGCUGACAUUGCCAGUGUCAUGUAUACCACAUAUCAGUUUCUAUAUUUUAUACUUUUCACGAUAUUUCACAAUCUUUAAUCAUUUGUUGAUGUUUGAGAGCAGAAAAUUAUAAGGGAGGGGUAAUAUCGGUGUUCAGCAUCAUUAUUAGAAAAGACACAUUUAUCACAAUGUAGCAGGUAACCAUAGACCAUAUAUAGACAACAAACAACCUUGAAAGAGAAGAAAGGACAUUUGCAAGUAGAAGGAAUAUGAGUGAAAGGCAGCAGUGUUUGAGGGUUACGUAAAGCAGACAGGGAGCGAGGAGACGAGGACUCGGUGACCCCAGCAGCAGUGUGGAGGGGUGCAAGGGGCCCUUAUCUGCAUGUCCUGCAUUGAUCUGCCUCCAGCAUCCUGCAUCACCGCACCCAGACGUCCUACAGUCACUAUUAUAUACAUGUAACCUCGGAUCAGAAUGGCACAACUACACAGACGCACAAUGUCCCUUCGAACAAUUCUCCCACUGAUGAAACUGGGGGGAGGGGUCUGGGAACAAACUGUGACAAAGACUGCAAUACCUGAAAUAAACAGAAACUCCAACAUCAUUUGGAAACCAUCAUGUCGAGGCAUGAAGAUAUACACUCGAACAGGUGACAAAGGUGUAACUUCUCUCUUCACUGGUGAGCGUCUUCCUAAGAAUACUAAAUUCUUCAAUGCACUUGGAACAACAGAUGAGCUGUCCUCCCAUUUAGGGUUGGUGAAGGCAUAUGCUGAAGAGAAAAGGCAUGAAUAUGUCGAUCAACUGGAGAGGAUCCAAUGUAUUCUUCAAGAUAUUUCCAGCCUUUUGGCAACUCCACGGAACCAGGAGAUUUCAGAUGAUCCUGAAAGAGAAGCUAGAGUGUUGAAGAGGCUCUCAUUUAAUCCUCGUCACAUCACAGAACUAGAGCAAUGGAUAGACAGAUAUGACUCUCGCCUUCCUCCCCUUACCAACUUUAUUCUGCCCGGUGGUGGGCAGGUGAGUGCAGCAUUACAUGUGGCCCGCACUGUGUGCCGUCGUGCAGAACGAGAAAUUGUUCCCCUAGUUACUGAAGAGUUGGUGGAUGACCAAGUUCUGAGUUACGUCAACAGAUUAAGCGACUACCUCUUCACUAUCGCAAGGUAUGCUGCUUUCUUAGAAGGCAAAAAAGAAACUAUAUAUAUUCAACCAAAAAUACGUGCAUCAGGAAAGAUCAAAGACAAAGUACAGGAAAAUCAAGAAAUACUUCAAAGUGAUGGCUGAUCAACAUGACAUUGAAAUGCACCAAGGUAUGAAAUGAUUACAUUAUAAAAAUUGUUUCUUGAUUCUUUACAAAAGGCUGUAAUCAUUUAGUAAUCUAAUUCAUUUUGUUUUUUUUAUUUUAUUGCUCAUGGAGUUAGUGAUAGGGAAUAUUAGAUAACAAAGUUGUGCAAAAUAGUGGAGUACAUGAUUUAUCUUUAAAUAACUCAGGUUAGAGACUUUUUAUACAUAAUAUUUUUGUAUUUAGUUUUGGAUGGCUGCAGUCAGUCUGAAUUGUUUUAUUUGUUAUGUUUGACUGUCAGUCAUUCACUUUGGCAUAUUUUGAUCCUAGUCAGUACAUUUUGCAGCUUGUAUAUUAGUGCAAGAAAUGUACAGUGUGCAAUAUAGCAAAAUGUUUUUGAUGACAGUGAAGUGUUUAAUGUGUCCAUACUUGAUCAUUAUCCAGUAACCAAUAACAUAGAAAUAGUUACCAAA